Anthostomella pinea is the source of this 855-nucleotide messenger RNA. The record is from the annotation of a GenBank genome assembly. Lineage: Eukaryota; Fungi; Ascomycota; Sordariomycetes; Xylariales; Xylariaceae.
AUGGAGAGCGUUGGCUUCCGCGAGAUGAUCGCAGCCCUGCGCGCCGUUCAGCCCGAAUAUCUACCGCCAAGCAUCAACAUUAACAAGCAGAAUGUCCGGACGCUCGACGCAGGCACACCACCAGCUCCGCAGAAACCGCGAGAUGCCCGCUUCGAUGUCGCCGUCAAAGCGGCCUUCGCAGCCUUCAGGGACGCAAAGCGCGAUUACCUGCUGAACCUGGAGCCCAAGGUGAUCAAGGCCCUCGCGCGCCGCGACGAUGUGUUCCUCACGCUGCGGGCCAUCAAGCCGUGCACGCUGUUUACGUUUGCGGGGCCGCCGACCGGCGACGGGGUACUCGCGAUGAAUGGGCUGGUGCUCGAGUGUCUGGCGCCCGUGCUGGCCAAGUCCGACCUCGAGGCCUACGGCUUCCGGCUGCAGUAUCUGGCAACGGACGUGCUCAUCAAACACAAGGGCUUCAAGGGCGGCUGGGUGCUGGCCGACACCAAGGCGGCGCAGUGGCCGCUGGUGAAGGACCUCUUCUUCGAGGCGCCGGCGCAUCCGCAGCGGGAGAACAUGCAGGAGACGAUCGGGAGGGCGCUGGGGUACCCGGCGCGGAUGGGCUAUAAUACGGUCACGUUCAAGGACGUCAACGAGGAGCAGGCGCUGGAUGCGCAGCUGGGGACCAAGGUCGAUGGUGUUAGUGGCGUGCAUUUCUGGUGUAUUGAUGGCACGGCGCAGGAUAUGACUAACAUAUUGUACUUCUUCAAGGCGUGCAACGAGGCGGCGCAGUCGGCGGGCAUCGCGCUGAGAAUGGACCUUAAUGAGUACCCUGCGAUGAAGGCGCGGUUCGAACAGUGGAAGGGUGCCCAUGGAUAG